AUGCCCGCUCCUACUGGGACCAAACGCGUUAGGGGCGUAUCUGCUUACCGACCAUUCGUGUUUGGAAGUGAAGCAAUCCCCUUCGACCCCGAGAAGCGACCCGCAAAUGCCCCUGUAGACCACACACACCAAUGGCGCGUUUUCGUCAAGGGCGUCAACGACGAGGACAUUUCAUACUGGCUGAAAAAGGUGCAAUUCAAACUCCACGAAACCUAUGCGCAAUCAGUCCGAACGAUCGAACAGCCGCCGUUUGAGGUGACGGAGACGGGAUGGGGCGAGUUUGAAAUCCAGAUCAAGCUCUACUUUGUCCCCGAGUCGACGGAGAAGCCGCAGACGCUUUGGCACAGUCUAAAGCUGCACCCUUACGGCGAUGAUAUUGAAGGGAAGCGCGAGCGACGGGAAAGGGUUAUUAGUCAGAACUACGAGGAAGUCAUCUUCAACGAGCCUGUUGAGCAGUUCUACGACAUGCUUACGGGGGGGCCCAGCAACCAGCCAUCCAAGGGGAAGAGUGGCAAAGCCAAACAAUUACAGCAUGGAGGCGGGAGAACGGCAGAAAUUCCAGAUAAUGACAGCCCUGGAAACCCUUAUAGCAGAGCAACGGAACACGCUGAGCUGGGAAGGCUCGACGAAGCUUUGAAGACGGUUGACCAGAUGAUCAAGGAAGAAAAGACGAAGCUGGUCGAGAGAGAAAAGACAUUGACCGAGCUGAAGGAGGUUGAGGGUGUUCCGGUCGUCACGAAAAAGAAAUGA
Molecule: messenger RNA, 750 nt
Organism: Talaromyces rugulosus
Lineage: Eukaryota; Fungi; Ascomycota; Eurotiomycetes; Eurotiales; Trichocomaceae
Exons: 3
Coding region: 1-750 (249 amino acids)
Biological process (GO): regulation of DNA-templated transcription
Source: RefSeq, a predicted model, not a curated record